AUGAAGCCUUUCUGUUUACCUCUAGUGCACUUUUUUAGGUGUUAUAAACACCAAAAUUGUCUUAAUUCUACUUUCACCACAUUUUAUUCGUAUCAUCAUAUUCCUGAAAAUUCCUCCCAGAAUCAUUCCUCCCGUACACGACGUCAAUUUAUUGGUUCAAAUUUCAUCAACUCCAAUAAUACUAGCAAUGUUGAUAAUAAGUGUGAAAGCACCUGCAUCCAGGACUCCACGUGCGUACCUAAAACUCACAUUGGUCUAGUUCAAGUUGAGACUGCAGCGAACAAACCCCAUGGGAGUGAAGUAAAACCAUCUGUGCUAAUGAAUGGCCCUGUACAAUCUAGUCCAUCCUUCUCACAAACCCCGCUACUCUUGAUGCAAGAAUGGAUAAAUCAAAAAUCUUUUUCAAAGGUAGUGAAUUAUUAUGAAGCAACUUUUCGUCCUGAUAAAGAAUCUUUUUUGAAUUUCUGUGUUAACCCGUGUGAGGCCAGGGACGUUGUGCUGAUCCUUAUGAGGGCUUACGUGUCGCUUGGACAAAUGCAAGGUGUUCGGAAUGUUUUUGUUGUUGCGUUAAGAGACCUUGCGCCAAGAAAAGGUCUGACGAGCUCACCGACUGCGGAAUGGAGUCUACGUCAGCGAAAUUCGCCUCAACCUUCUUCAACUUUUGUGGGGCUCAACUGCUCUCUGGCAAGACAUCCCAUCGGCACCGGUGAGGUAUCCCGAGUGAUAAACUGGAACAGACCUUCCCUGCUCAAUGCAAAUAUUUUCAAUGCAUACUUAGAGGUUUUGACAUGCCGAAAAAAUUUUGACCGGAAUGAGGUGAUGUUUAUCUUGAAAGAAAUGCAAGAAGCUGACGUUCUUCCCAACUCGCUGACCUAUCAUUAUCUUAUUGAGCUGCACGUUCGUGCUGGCCUCGACCCGAAGGGUUUAUGGGAUGAGCUGAUCCAUGAAAAAGAGCUUGACCCUUUACCCUGCACCGUGCAGGUGAUGCUAUUACGGGUUGUACCUUCCAGCCCGGACAGCGUCUUUGUCGUGGAGGUGACACGCCAGGCCCUCAAACACGGCUCCGCCAUUAUCGACAAACGCAUGUUGGUCGAGCGGAUUGAAGCUUGGUUGCAGGACCCUGCCCACCGCUCGGCCGCCCCUCCCUCCGCGCCGAAAGCCGAGGAUGGCCAUCGGCCACCCGCGGCCCCGGCGGGGAGCCCGAUGGCCCCCACCGGCUUCCCUCCGGAGUACGUGCUUUGGCUCAUGCUCGAGCUUGAGAUUCGCUGCGUGCUGGACAAGGCCUACUUCACGCAGUACCUCCAGCCGCAGCACAUGGCCCAGCUGCUCCUGCGCUGCGCCAAGUGCGCGGACGCGGUGACCGCGGGGCAGGUGCUGGCCCUGAUGGACCGCCACAUGAUGGCGCGAACCGCGGACCUCCUCGCCUUGCUGGUCUGGUGCUGGGUCCAAGCCCUGGAGCUUGGGAAGGCCUUUGACGUGGUGGAGUUGAUGGCGCGUAAGGGGUACUUGGAUUUUACGGACCUGUUUAAACGCUACAGCGUGGAGUGUUUGCGGUAUACUAUGGAUCGGCAUUUCCUAAUGAUUUUCGCGGAUGCGAUCCGCUCUCCGAGUUUGCUCGAUGAUGCGCUGGCGCACCUCAAAGAACGCAAACGCCGUGGUGAAUUAGUGUCCGUUCAUUCACUUGACGUAAUUGUGUUGGCGGCAUGCAAACUUGGCGAGGAGCGGCGGGCCAUGGAACUGGUCUUUUCUUACGACACAAUAUGGGGUGUGAGACCUCAGACAAGUACUCUAAAUUGCCUUCUCGUGGGCUCCAGAACACAGCGUGGUUCCGUAUUGUUACGGACCAUUUACGAGUCGAUUCUCAAGGUUGGGGUUGUACCCAAUUCGCAAACCUUUCGUGUACUAAUUCGACAGGCCGUCCUACAUGAUGACAUUGAUGAGGCUGUAUAUUACUUACAAGAAGUUGAACGCCAUCCAAGCCUGAGAGUCGAAAUAGAAAUGAUCCUUCCCAUAUUCGAGCGCGCAGCACGGGCUGGUGAUGUAGAAACUGUCAAUAAAAUUAGUAAGUAUUCACUCGACUGUGAUAUUGGAAUCGAUUCUGCGGUACUACAUACCGCAAUGAAGAACCUGACAGAAGCAGGUCAAUGCAUUAAGGUAUUACAGGGUCAUCAGCCCCUGCACGAAGCGUUGCGCUCCAGAUCAAAGGUCGGCCGGCAGCGGGCACGAAGUGAAAUCGUACUGUAG
Molecule: messenger RNA, 2244 nt
Organism: Phytomonas sp. Hart1
Lineage: Eukaryota; Euglenozoa; Kinetoplastea; Trypanosomatida; Trypanosomatidae
Source: the annotation of a GenBank genome assembly